Durio zibethinus is the source of this 4920-nucleotide messenger RNA. Lineage: Eukaryota; Viridiplantae; Streptophyta; Magnoliopsida; Malvales; Malvaceae. The record is from RefSeq and is a predicted model, not a curated record.
AUGAUAGCAAAACCACAAACUCAUGCAAAUCCUAGAGUGCUUUACGCUGUCCUAAAAACAUUGAGGUCCUUAGGUGACCGUUUCUACUUAUGCUAUCUUAAGGAGGACGAGAAACAUUUCGUUCAUGUUUUAUCUUUUUUACUUUUCUUAUCAUUUUCAUUUUCUUUUGCACAUUUUCACGAUGUAACACCUUCUAAAGAGUCUGACUCAAAAUAUUCCAACUCCCAUUCAUAUGCAACUCUUCCAUAUCAUGCAAGUUCUACGUCUUUUAAGACGUUAGACUCUUCUACAAAUUCAAAAUCUUCCGAUCACUCAACUGCUGGCUCGAGCUAUUCUAAAGGUUUUGGCUCUUUAUCAAGUUCAGGUGGUUCGGGGUUUGGCACUUUUUCAGGUUCUGGUUCUUUUACGAGUUCCGGCUCUUAUAAGGAUUCCAGUUCUGAUACAGAUUCUAGCUCUUUUAAGGGUUCUAGCUCUUCUUAUUUAUCAGGUUCAAGUUCAACUUCUGGCUCAUCAUCAAGAACAAGCUCUCCUUCAAGUUCCAGUACUUUUAAGAGAUCCGGUUCUUUUAAAGGUUUUGCCUCUUCCACAAGUUCUAACAAUUUUAAAGGUUUUGACUCUUCUACAACUUCUAACUCUCUAUUAGGUUACAGGACUUCUAGGUCAUAUACAAGUUUUAAUUCUUUAUCAACUUUUAGUAAUUCUAAAGGUUUUGACUUUUCGCCAACUUUUAACUCUUUAUCACGUUCUGGUGCUUUAACAGGUUCUGGUUCUUCAUCAAGUUCUAGCAAUUCUAAGGGUUCUGAUUCUUCUAAAACUUCAGACUCUUCAUCAAGUUCUGGUUCUUUAUCAAGUUCUAGCAAUUAUAAGGGUUCAGGCUCUUCUACAACUUCUAACUCUUCAUCAAGUUCCGGUGCAUCUGACUCUUCGAUAAAUUCUGGUUCUUUAUCAGGUUUUGACAAUUCUAAGGGUUCUGGUUCUUCUAAAACUUCUAACUCUUCAUCAGGGUUUGGCACCGCAAGUUCUGGUUCUUUGUCAAGUUCUAGCAAUUCUAAGAGUUCUGGUUCUUCUAAGACUUCAGACUCUUCAUCAAGUUUUGGUUCUUCAUCGAGUUCUAGCAAUUCUAAAGGUUCUGGUUCUUCUACAACUUCUGAUUCUUCAUCAAGUUCCGACAUUUCUGGCUCUUCUAAAAAUUCUGGUUCUAGCAAUUCUAAGGAUUUUGGUUCUUCUAAGACUUCUAACUCUUCAUCAAGUUCUGCCACCACAAGUUCUGGUUCUUCAUCAGGUUCUAGAAAGGGUUCUGACUCCUCUAAAACAUCCAACUCUCAAUCAAAUUCCAGCGCUUCUGACUCUUCUAUAAGUUCUAGUUCUUUAUCAAGUUCUAACAAUUCUAAAGGUUAUGUUUCUUCUAAGACUUCUAACUCUUCAUCAGUUUCUGGAACCAUAAGUUCUGGUUCUUUAUCAGAUUCGAGCAAUUCAAAAGGUUCUAGCUCUUCUGCAACUUCUGACCAUUCAUCAAGUUCCGAUGCUUCUGGCUCUUCUACAAGUUCUGGUUCUUUAUCAAGUUCUAGCAAUUCUAAAGGUUCUGGCAAUUCUAAGAGUUCUAGCCAUUCUACGACCUUUGGCUCUUCCUCAAGUUUAGGCUAUUCUAGCUCUUCUAAAGGUUCUGGUUCUAUAUCAGAUUCUAGUAAUUCUAAAGGUUCUAGCUCUUCUAAGACUUCAGACUCUUCAUCAGGUUCUGGCACUACAAGUUCUAAUUCUUUAUCAAGUUCUAACAAUUCCAAGAGUUCUGUCUCGGCUACAACUUCUGACUAUUCAUCAAGUUCCAGCACUUCUGGCUCUGCUCCAAAUUCUGGUUCUUUAUCAAGUUCUAGCAAUUCUAAAGGUUCUAACUCCUCUAAGACUUCUGAUUCAUCAUCAGGUUCUGGCACUACAAGUUCUAGUUCUUUAUCAGGUUCUAACAGUUCUAAGAGUUCUGGCUCUUCUACAAGUUCAGGCUCUUCAGGCUCUUUUGACUCUUCUAAAAGUUUUGGCUCUUUAUCAGGUUCUAACAAUUCUAAAGAUUCUAGCUCUUCUAAGAGUUCAGGCUCUUCAUCAGAUUCUGGCACUACAAGUUCGAGUUCUUUAUCAAGUUCUAGCAAUUCUAAGGGUUCUGGUUAUUCUGCAACUUCUGACUAUUCAUCAAAUUCCGAUGCUUCUGGCUCUUCUACAAGUUCUGGUUCUUUAUCAAGUUCUAGCAAUUCUAAAGGUUCUAACUCUUCUAAGACUUCUGACUCGACAUCAGGUUCUGGCACUACAAGUUCUGGUUAUUUAUCAGGUUCAAGCAAGUCUAAACGUUCUGGUUCAUCAAGUUCAAGCUCUUCUGACUCUUCGAAAAGUUCUGGUUCUUUAUCAGGUUCUAGCAAUUCUAAGGAAUCUGGAUCUUCUACGACUUUUGGGUCUUCUAAUUCUUCUAAAAGUUCUGAUUCUUUAUCAAGUUCUAACAAUUCUAAAGUUUCUGAUUCUUCUAAGACUUCAGACUCUUCUUCAGAUUCUAGCAUUACAAAUUCUGGAUCCUCAUCGAAUUCUAGUAAUUCUAUGGGUUAUGGCUCUUCCACGACUUCUGACUCUUCAUCAACUUCCAACGCUUCUAGUUCUUCUAAAGGUGCUGGUUCUUUAUCAGGUUUUAACAAUUCUAAAGGUUCUAGCGACUCUAAGGGUUCUAGCUCUUCCCCGACUUUUGGCUCUUCAUCAAGUUCAGGCUUUUCUGAUUCGUCUAAAGCUUCUGGUUCUUUAUCAAGUUCUAACAAUUCUAAAGGUUCUGAUUCUUCUAAGACUUCAAACUCUUCUUCAGAUUCUGGCAUUACAAAUGCUGGAUUCUCAUCGAAUUCUAGCAAUUCUAAAGGUUAUGACUCUUCUACGACUUCUGACUCUUCAUCAACUUCCAAUGCUUCUGACUCUUUAAAAAGUUCUGGUUCUUUAUCAGGUUUUAACAAUUCUAAAGGUUUUGGCUCUUUUAAGAUUUCGGAGUCAUCAUCAGGUUCUGACACUACAAAUUUUGGUUCUUUAACAGGUUCUAGCAAUUCUAAGGGUUCUGGCUCUUCUACGACUUUUGACUCUUCAUCAAGUUCAGGCUCUUCUGAUUCUUCUAAAAGUUCUGGUUCUUUAUCAAGUUCUAACAAUUCUAAAGGUUCUGGUUCUUCUAAGAUUUCAGACUCAUCUUCAGAUUCUGGCAUUACAAGUUCUGGAUCCUCAUCGAAUUCUAGCAAUUCUAAGGGUUAUGGCUCUUCUACGACUUCUGACUCUUCAUCAGCUUCUAAUGCUUCUGACUCUUCGAAAAGUUCUAGUUCUUUAUCAGGUUUUAACAAUUCUAAAGGUUCCUGCUCUUUUAAGCUAUCAGACGCAUUAUCAGGUUCUGACACUACAAAUUUUGGUUCUUUAACAGAUUCUAACAAUUCAAAGGGUCCUGGCUCUUCUACAAUUUUUGGCUCUUCAUCAAGUUCAGGCUUUUCUGAUUCUUCUAGAAGUUCUGGAUCUUUAUCAAGUUCUGACAAUUCUAAAGGUUCUGAUUCUUCUAAGUCUUCAGACUCUUCUUCAUAUUCCGGCAUUACAAGUUCUGGAUCCUCAUCCAACUCUAGCAUUUCUAAUGGCUCUUCUACGACUUCUGACUCUUCAUCAACUUCGGAUGCUUCUAGUUUUUCUAAAAGUGCUGGUUCUUUAUCAGGUUUUAACAAUUCUAAAAAUUUUAACUUUUCUGAGACUUCUGAUUCAUCAUCAGAUUCUGGUAGUACAAGUUCUGGUUCUUUAUCAGGUUCUAGCAAUUCUAAAGAUUCUGACUCUUCAUCAAGUCCAGGCGAUUCUGACUCUUUCAAAAAAUCUGACUCUUUAUCAAAAUCUAAAAAUUCUAACGGUUCUGGCUCUUCUAAAACUUCUAAAUCUUCAUCAGAUUCUGACAUUACAAGUUCUAGUUCUUCGGCAAUUCUAUGUUCUAGCCAUUUUAAGAGUUCUGACUCUUUUAAAACUCCUAAAUCUUCGCCGGGGUCUAGUGCUUCUAGUUCUUCCACAUAUUCGGGUUCUUUAUCAGGUUCUAGCAAAUCAUCAAGGGGUUCAGACGCCUUUGCAUCUUUGGGCUCUUUUAAAGGUUCCGGUUCUUUCUCUACUUGGGGCAAUUCUGCAGCUCCUGGUCCUACAAAUUCGGGCUCUUCCACAAGCUCUAGAUCGUCUUCUUCCAGUCCUAGAAAUUUGGGCUCUUCCACAGGCAUUAGUUCCUCUAAUGCUUCUGGCUUUGCAGCAUCUGGCUCUUCCCAAGGUUAUGGCUCUUUCAAAGGUUCCGGCUCUUUUUCGAGUUCUAAGGCUUCUGACAGUGAAGAAAACAAGAAGGAAACCAACUUUAGUGAUAUUGUUGGGCAUUGUAAAAAACUUCGCGGUUCACUUUUGGCAAGAAUUUUUCAAGGCGCAAACUCAAACUUCAAGGUCGGUAGUAGAUCAAGUAAUGGUCGCUUGGUUGUUGAUUUCCUUUGUGAUGAUCUCAACAUACCCAAAUUACAGCCAUAUAAAGCCAUUUCUGCAAACUCUGCUGUCAACUGGAACUCCGGAGUGAACUUCGCAGUAGGAGGUGCAACAUCUCUUUCACGCGACUUUUUUGCUAAUCACAGAAUCGGUCACACCCUGUUGUGGAAAGGCAUUCCACUAGGCUUCCAAACACAAAUAGAAUGGUUCAACAAGUUUCAGACGGAAAUAGCCUGCAAUGGGAAGUCCGAGGAAGAAUGCAAGACAGAAAUAGGAAACAGCCUCAUUUGGCUUGGACAAAUAGGCGUAGAUGACUUUGCUCGUGUCAUAGGGUCUUCCAUUUCCAUGCGGUGGCUUACAGAUUUAACCCUUGGUCAUAUCUCCAAAAUUCUUACGGUAUGUAUGUAUGCCUUCAAAGGAAAUCUCUUUAUAUAA